AUGGCGAACUUGGACGCAAAGCAGCUGUUCGAGACUGGCAAGCAGAUAGCCAAAGCCGCCGAGGCCGGCGACCCACCAAGCACAAUCCUCGCACUUCUAGCACCGCUCGAGAACGUCAAGGUGACCGAGGAUCUUCUGCGGCAGUCUAAGAUCGGAGUCGCAGUCACCAAGUUACGGCAAUACAAGGCCGACCCCAAGGUCGGCGAGAUCGCAACAAGGCUGGUGAACAGGUGGAAGCAGGAAGUCAACCUUCAUAAGAAGAAGCGACCAGCAGCAGCAGAAGGUAGCCCAGCACCCUCGAACAAGGCUCUCAAUGGCGCAGCAGCAAACGGUCGGAGUAGCGGCACGAGCAGUCCGGUGCCGCAGUCAAAGACGGAGGUGAAGGAGGGGCGCAAGAGCACCGUCGACCCGGAGAAGCGCAAUACAAACACAGACAACAUCAAUCACAAGCUCACUGGAGACGCCGUGCGGGAUGGCUGCCUCAAGCUCAUGUACGAUGGUAUCGCAUUCAAGUCGGAGGAGUCGCCGGAUGCUGUACUGGACGUAGCACGGAAGGUGGAGGUCGCGGCAUUCCAGCACUUCAAGUCGGAGACGAACCAGGACUAUAAGGCCAAGAUGCGGAGUCUAUUCCAGAACUUGAAGAUGAAGAAUAACACACUACUGCGCAAAGACGUCUUCAGCAUGCGCAUCGCGCCGAAGGACUUUGUGACCAUGACCGCAGAAGACCUCAAAUCAGAGGAGAAGCGCGAGCAAGAAGAGGCGCUUCAGAAGGAAAACAUGCGAAAAGCCAUGACAGCAAUCGAGGAGAAGGCGGUUUCCACCACAAUGACAUGUGGCAAGUGCAAGCAGUCGAGAGUCGCGUACUCGCAAGCACAGACUCGGUCUGCUGAUGAGCCGCUUACCACCUUCUGCGAGUGUACGAUGUGUGGCCAUCGCUGGAAAUUCUCAUAG
This is a messenger RNA of Fulvia fulva, 951 nucleotides long. RefSeq names its product Transcription elongation factor S-II. Gene Ontology annotation, biological process: transcription antitermination; DNA-templated transcription; transcription elongation by RNA polymerase II. NCBI's taxonomy places the organism in Eukaryota, Fungi, Ascomycota, Dothideomycetes, Mycosphaerellales, Mycosphaerellaceae. Gene Ontology annotation, molecular function: zinc ion binding; RNA polymerase II transcription regulatory region sequence-specific DNA binding. The record is from RefSeq and is a predicted model, not a curated record. The coding region runs from base 1 to 951 and encodes 316 amino acids. Gene Ontology annotation, cellular component: nucleus. The transcript has 4 exons.